AUGCUCUACAAACAUCCAAUUGCCCAAAGCCUCGACCGCCCCGGCACGCUCUUUCGCGACUUUGAAAGCAACGCGGGCGACAGCGAACAUGCGGGUGUCAAUGACCUGGGUUACUGGAGCAAUUCUCUGCGCUCGACAGACUACUGCGAGGAGGAGGAGGAGGAGGACACGACGGAGGAGGAGCAGGAGCAGGAGCAGGAGCAGGAGCAGGAGAAGGCUAAACUUGGCCAGCGUGAUGAGGGCAGCACCAGCACUCCGCCUGAGGUCGCAGGUCAGAAGACCAUGAGGCCAGAGAUGGUGGACUUGUCAAGCUACAAGUUUGAUCGCAACGAUCUCACCCUUCGCCUCUCUUUCAAGACGCUCCUCGGCCUGUCCGAUACCAGCCCUCCCCUCGAAGCCUAUCUCUCCGCCGACGACAUCGACCGGGACAAACGUCCUCACAAGGCGUAUGCGUGCACGCGCUCGCAUGGACCGGGUGUUUUGCUUGGGUCAAGGCUAGAGGAAAACCGUCUGCUUUCCCAAGUGCAAGGACCUCAUCUUCAGGUGCCGAACUCGCCCCUUCCACCCAUCGCCUGCUUCCACCUUCCCCUCUUCCGCCACGUCGGGAAUUUCAUCUGGUCCGUCUACACCAAGACUGAGUUCUUCCGAGACUUCCUCUUUACGCACGAACUUGUCGAAUGGGCUGGGUGUGGAUACGCCGGUACGAUCGUCAUCCAAGACAAGAACAUCAAGCCGGUGUCUGAGAUGGUUGCGGCUGCGAACGCGUUCUACAAGCCGCGACAAGACGACCCUCGUGGAGACGAAAGGGGCGGCAACCCUUCCACACAAGGCUACGGACGAGGGAUGCAGGUUGGCGGCCUCACUAGCCGGACCCUCUCCGUCGAAGACCUCUCUGUCUCCUUCAUUCCGAUCGUGGCAGACAACUUCGUCAAGUGCGCCGCGGAUUGGGAUACUUCGAUGAACGCCCUCGUGGAAGAGGGAAGCGUCCAUCGGUUCUUCGCCGACCUCGACUCGUUGGACGUCUUGUGGGUGAUGGACAAGGACGUUUUCCCGGCACCUACGCCAGUUCCGCCCGAGACGCCGCCCUCGAGACGCUUCGUUCCAGCGCUCCCAAAGGAGGCUCCUCCGGUUCGCAAGAGGCGACGCGCUGCACUGACAAAGGAGCAGCUGGAGAAGAUGGCCGCCGGGCAACGCAAGAGCCACAUCGCACAACGUGGCAGGAUAGCCGCUUGA
This is a messenger RNA of Rhodotorula toruloides NP11, 1233 nucleotides long. RefSeq lists its product as uncharacterized. The record is from RefSeq and is a predicted model, not a curated record. NCBI's taxonomy places the organism in Eukaryota, Fungi, Basidiomycota, Microbotryomycetes, Sporidiobolales, Sporidiobolaceae. The coding region runs from base 1 to 1233 and encodes 410 amino acids. The transcript has 8 exons.